UAUAAUAAUAUGCUCCUUCAUUAUUAAAAAAAUGUUAAACCAUAUGAUCUGACGUUUAAAAGCAGGUUUUUUUUUUCUAUUUCCAGAUAUAAAACUUUACUCAUCCACUCUCCGUUUAGUCAUUUACCAAAAUAUUUCCCUUCUCGGCUCAAAAUCCUUUUCAUUUAAUCGAAAAAUCUUCGAUCUGGGUGGGAUCGUCUCUCUUUUGUUCUGUUUACUUGGUAAUAAUAAAGAGGAAUUUUUUUAGUUUUUUUUCAAUGGCUGGGAGCGAAGAAGUUAAUCUUAUUGAGAGUAAGACAGUGGUUCCUCUCAAUACAUGGGUUCUGAUAUCCAACUUUAAGCUAGCCUACAAUCUCCUGCGCCGUCCUGAUGGAACCUUUAACCGUCACCUCGCAGAGUUUCUAGACAGGAAAGUCCCUGCAAACGCCAAUCCUGUUAAUGGGGUCUUCUCCUUCGAUGUUAUCAUCGAUCGCCAGACCAAUCUCCUUAGCCGAGUAUACAGACCGGCUGAUGCUGCUGCAGGCCCACCGAGUAUUACCGAUCUUCAGAAUCCCGUUGAUGGUGAGAUAGUACCUGUUAUUGUCUUCUUCCAUGGUGGGAGCUUUGCGCAUUCUUCUGCAAACAGUGCUAUUUAUGAUACUCUCUGCCGUAGGCUUGUUGGUUUGUGCGGUGCUAUUGUUGUCUCUGUGAACUAUCGCCGUGCACCAGAGAAUCGUUACCCUUGUGCUUAUGAUGAUGGCUGGGCUGUUUUGAAUUGGGUCAACUCCAGUUCUUGGCUUAAAAGCAAGAAAGACUCAAAGGUUCAUAUUUUCUUGGCCGGUGAUAGCUCUGGGGGUAACAUCGUGCAUAAUGUCGCACUAAGAGCGGUGGAGUCAGGGAUCGAUGUUUUGGGGAACAUUUUGCUUAACCCUAUGUUUGGUGGGAACGAAAGGACCGAGUCUGAGACACGUUUGGAUGGGAAAUACUUUGUGACGGUCAGAGACAGAGAUUGGUAUUGGAGAGCGUUUCUUCCCGAGGGUGAAGACAGAGAGCAUCCAGCUUGUAGCCCGUUUGGCCCGAGAAGCAAGAGCUUAGAAGGGUUGAGUUUCCCCAAGAGUCUGGUCGUUGUAGCGGGUUUAGAUUUGAUUCAAGAUUGGCAGUUGAAGUACGCUCAAGGGCUCAAGCAAGCGGGUCAAGAGGUGAAGCUUCUUUACUUGGAACAAGCCACUAUUGGCUUCUACUUAUUGCCUAACAACAAUCAUUUCCAUACCGUUAUGGACGAGAUAGCUGCGUUUGUAAACGCAGAAUGCCAAUGAAAUAUCUCUUUUAUCUCUCAUUAACAAACGGGGUGAAAUCCACCGCUGGAGGUGUGUGUAUCCCCGAGAUUCUCGUUUUAGUUGCUCUUUGUAGUGAGUCAAAAGAAUGGCGUUUAACUACUUACCACGGUGGAAGUGGCUGCGUCUGCGUUUGUCAACCGUGUGAAGCUGGAUUCUGAAAGCAAAGCAGGAAGAAGAACAGUGAAGCCGGUAAUGUUUGGCUUUUUAGUGUUAGCGUUUUGACUUUUUAACUAUAAGAGCUGAGUUUUUAUCAGCUUGCUGUUGAAUAGUAACUUUGGGCUAUGUUGCUAUUAUGAUAUUUUCCGUAAAUAUCUAUAUAGUAUAUAUACAUACAUCAGCAAUAUGUUUAAUUAUAAGUUUUCUUUUCUUGAUUUUGGUUUUAGUAUAAUUAUAAGUUUCUUGCAAUGUAAAACUAAUGUCUCUCAUAUUCACUCACUGAUAGGCUUUAUUUCAAUGUAAUCAUUGGCAAAAGAUUUGAUGUAUAAGUCUUUGUAAUCCCUACUUUAAAUGUAAAAAACCAAAAUGUCUCA
Camelina sativa (false flax) is the source of this 1846-nucleotide messenger RNA. Its product is annotated as gibberellin receptor GID1C. Gene Ontology annotation, cellular component: nucleus; cytoplasm. The record is from RefSeq and is a predicted model, not a curated record. Gene Ontology annotation, molecular function: gibberellin binding; hydrolase activity. Gene Ontology annotation, biological process: floral organ morphogenesis; positive regulation of gibberellic acid mediated signaling pathway; raffinose family oligosaccharide biosynthetic process. Lineage: Eukaryota; Viridiplantae; Streptophyta; Magnoliopsida; Brassicales; Brassicaceae.